AUGGCGGGCAUUGGAGAGGCGAGCGCCAUCGUUGGCGUUGCUCAACUAGGAUUCUCCCUCGCCAAAACACUGAAUACUUUGAUCGGAGAUUACAAAGAUGCCCGACAAACACUCACCCGAAUGGGUGCUGAGAUCGAGAGCACCUCGUUGGCGAUGGAACGCCUGGGUGAUCUUGCGAAGAAAGGAAGGCUGUACGGAAGCAAGGGCGUCCUGGAAGCUGCUGGCCUCGCAAACCGGUAUAGCGACGCCAUUGUCGAGAUUCGUGUCAUGCUCAAGAAGAAGAACAAACCAAUGAAUCCCAAUACUGUCAGCUCCGAUGAAAUUGAGCUCUCGUGUUUCGAAAAGAUUCGCUUUGCCUUUCUAAAGCCCAGGUUAGAAAUCUCGCAGCUCGAGGUUUCGCGUAUCAAAGCAGACUUGACCCUGACUUAUUUAUCUUUGAUUGCAUUGACUGGAGAUACCGACGCGGAGAAGAAACAGGCCUUGUCGGAGAUCCCUUCCUGGACGAGAACUCUGAAAUGGGCAAAUCUUGAAUUUGAGAAGGCCGUCGCUCGACAACAUAACAAUACGUCUGGUCCGCAACCUUUGAUAGGCUUACAGGCUCUUCCGCCACCUUAUGCUGUACCUUCACAUGAUCCCGGGCCUCGUCACUCACGUCAAAGACAGAGCAGUUUGAUCCAAGACAAUGCUCGGUACCCGGUUCACAAACAAAGCAGUGUGAUUCAGGACGAUGUAUCUGCAGAACAUCUCAAGCAGUAUAUCGAGUGGGCAGAGAAUAAGCACGCCGAGGCUCAAAGGAAAGCGGAAGAACUGAGACUUCAACAGCUGCAACUUGAGAAGAUGAAGAGACAAGAAGAAGAAGCUGCUAAAGAAAAAUUGAUUGCCGAGAAGGCUAUCAAGCAGUACGAAGAAAUGAAACGCUUGGAAGCCGCCGAACUUGCAUAUAAACAGCAGGAAAAAGACCAUGAUCUUCGACAGAGACUCCAGGCUGCCAAUGUUGCUGAGGACGAGAUCGAUAGAAUCAUGCGCAACGCCCCAUUGAUGCUAGCUGGUCCAGGCCGGGAUAUGAAUGUGGGUGUCGCACAUACCCCGGGGGCCCCGAACGGUCCAGUUGCGUUGAUAUCUCAGGACAAUGGCGGUCAUAACAACAAUACGUUGCGCAGCCAACAAGCUCAAGGUGUACGGAACCAGAGGGAAAGGUAUUCGCAGCCAUUGUCAACUCCAUCGCGACUAAAACCGGCACCGAGUAUGGAGAAACCUCUCGAAAGACCUGUUCUAGAAGCAUGGUGUAUCGAUCAAGGAUCUCAAUCACGCUUCUGUACGCCCUUAGCCGAAGACUGGCUAGAUGACUUCAUCGCCAGUAAGACUUACAAGAAGAGCAGCCAACUCAUGUGGGAACGCUACGCUCAACUACACUUAUGGUAUAGGAAGCAAAUUAAUGAUGUUUUUGAAGAGAAACAACGGGACGCGAAACACAAAUGGAGCAUGAUCUCUUUGCAUCAGAGUAAACAAACGAGGUCGCCAUUCUUGCUACGUCGACCUAGCAAGGACUCACUGGUACAGAUGAUACUCGUGCGGGUGCCAUUUCACAGCGAUCAAAAGUAUAAAACCUGGCUUAAUGAGGGGGAGGAUGGCGGCAGGAUCCUCCCUAUACUUCCCUCAGCUCCCCUGCCUGGGCCACGGAGACCAAAUAUUGAGCUUUACAUCAAUGAAGACGUCGAUAACGACAUCCGGGACCCAGAGACAGUACAGAGUACUGGACAUCCGGCAGAUAGGUCUGAUACAACUCCUGAUGAACGAACUCCUUCUCAGAAACAAGCAACCAUCAUCAUUGAGGUCUUCAUGAUUGAUGGUGGCUACUCUACCAUCCUUCCUAUUGUUACGGUCGAUGCUUCGUCAUUGUUGGAUGGCGGAUACGAAUACAUUGAAACUGAUUCAGAUUAUGUCAUACAAGAAUUGGUGAAGGGUUCAGAGCUUGACUCUCUCAUCGAUCAGAAGUACAGGUCUAUUGCCGUCAUCAUAUACGAUCAAGAUUUCCAGUCCAUGCAAGCCGCUGAAAGAACAUCGGCCAGACGAUACAUCAAGCAGCAGAAUUUCCCGGCUUCCAACUUGAUCCGAGGCCGCUUUUUAUGUUUCAGAUUUGUCCAAAGUGACGACAUUGGGUUCAAUGGCCUGCGUGGAGAUUUCGUUAGAGACUCUCUGGAGGGCAUGAAUACUCCACACAAACGAGUUGAACUCUUGCCUUUGCGACACGAAAUGCUGCCAGGCCGUCAUGCUACCCUGGCCCGGCCCAAGGAAACCCGUUUUGAUAUGCAACGGAACAGGUCAUAUGUUCUGCCUUCCUCAAGGGAACGCGAUAAUUCGUUUGACGAUUAUGAAGCAGUGCGGCUUCCCUCUCCUGUCCACGAUUACGGGUAUCCACAAUCGAGUAGACAGAUCGUGCACCCAUCCCGUUUCACGCCAGCAGCGUAUGGCCCCCCAGCCCCUAUACUUAUCAAUAACCAUGUACGCAAUGACGACUAUGCGGCGGAAAGAGAAUGGACUGUAGGCCCCCGAGCGAGCCUGUCACGGCAAAGGAGUCGGCACAUGGCCCCUUCGGGCGCGCAACCACACGGGAGUUAUGGCUUUGAAGCUGAUCAACGAUCAAGAUAUGCACAGGCUCGUGAGACGGCAAUCACCAACCCCUUCGCACCUGGCGGAAGUCGGUCUCGGUCACGUCUUUAUGAGAUAGACGCCGACGUGCGACGCCGAAGGUCGCGAUCACGCGGCUCCUUCUCUGAUGGCUCAUACGAGGGUUUCGCCAUGCGGGGAGGCAACAAAGAUUCUCGGCAUUACGAAUCCCGCGAGCGAGACAGAUUCGACGAGAUUAGGCUACCACGUUCGAGAAGCCCACCGUUGGAGGAUGACCCAUAUGGAGACGUCACAAUUGUUCGAGGCGCUUAUGCACGAGGCCAACGAAGCCUCUCACCAGUGUAUCGAGAAAGAGAGUAUAUAUCAUCACGCCCACCAAGGCCAUAUGGUUUCCAGGGAGUGGCAAUGGAGGAUGUAGAUGAUGGAGAGCAAGAGCUUCAAAGUGACAAGGAUAUCACUGCCAUGCAAUUGGCCAAGAUCACGGGGGGAAUGCCCUCCAACAUGGAAACGACCACAGAAAACACGGCUACAAAGACGACCGAGGAACAGAAGCCAGGACCAUUGAAACAUGAGGCUGAAAAGGCGGGACCGUACCGGGAAAGAUCAACCUAUGUGGAAGAUACAGUUGAUGAUGACGAUAUCGCCAACAGGCCCAUUGAGGACCGGAUCUAUGAGAUACACGAGGAACCGGAGCCACUUUUUGUUGAAGUUGAAGACGAAUUCACCCAACGUCAGCAACCCAGCGAGCCUCCAAAAGCCUUCGAAGCAUCAGCGUGGACUUUCGGGUUAAAUGGCAAGAAUGCCAAUCAUGGCACUACUGCAGCUCCUACUGAGAACAAAGGGAACAAGGAUCAUAAUCAGUGGGAUUGGUCGACGACGGCAAAAUCCAAAGCUGUUGCAGAUGACGGGUGGGGCGCGUCUUGGGGCACGACGUCCAAAGACAAGAAACAGAAGAAAAAGAAAAAGAAAGGCACCACCACCACCACCGUAUCUGCAAACUCUCGUGAACGGCACCGCGAGGACAGUGGAGAAGAAGAAAUGCCCACCAAAGGCUCUGCUAGCCGUGGUGCCGGGGCAUCAAAGGCCAAGGAUGAUACCAUUACCGAGGAGUCUGAGAGAGAAAGGCGGUCCCGGAGUGAGGAGAGCACGGGGUGGGCUGCAGGGGACGCUGUUCUACGGAGGAGGAGCAGGAGGAGGAGGGGGACGAGCACGACUGAUGAUGAGAACAGUGGAAAGGCAGCAAAGGACGCUCUUGUUCGUCAUCGUCGGAGGGUGAGUGACUCGACUGACGAUGAGAAGAACUGGUCAUGGGCUAGCGAUCAGAAGGGCCAUUAUGAUGCUUGGGAUAAGAGGAAGAAUACAGGCAAGGAGAAUUCUCGAUAUAUUAGCGAAUAG
Molecule: messenger RNA, 4023 nt
Organism: Exophiala bonariae
Lineage: Eukaryota; Fungi; Ascomycota; Eurotiomycetes; Chaetothyriales; Herpotrichiellaceae
Exons: 4
Coding region: 1-4023 (1340 amino acids)
Source: RefSeq, a predicted model, not a curated record